This is a messenger RNA of Penicillium pulvis, 1515 nucleotides long. Its product is annotated as MFS transporter. Gene Ontology annotation, molecular function: transmembrane transporter activity. The record is from RefSeq and is a predicted model, not a curated record. Gene Ontology annotation, biological process: transmembrane transport. The transcript has 3 exons. Bases 1 to 1515 code for a protein of 504 amino acids. NCBI's taxonomy places the organism in Eukaryota, Fungi, Ascomycota, Eurotiomycetes, Eurotiales, Aspergillaceae. Gene Ontology annotation, cellular component: membrane.
AUGACCAACAACUUGAAAGAUCCAGAGGCCAUCACUCUUGCUGCGGAAACCGGCUCAACCCCUCAUCUCUUGGUAAAAGAGAAAGACGAGGAGAUUGUACCCAUCUCUGAGCAAUGGGACGACCCGACCACAUGGCCUCUGUGGAGAAAAUGGUCAAUUGUGAUAUGUGUAGCCCUCAUGUACAUGCUGGCAAAUUUUGGAACCAUUAUAAUUGUCCCCGGAGUACCUCUUAUUCUUUCAGAGUUCAACGUAUCUGGGAGCCUAUACCAACCUUUAAUAGUCUCCAUCUGGGAACUCGGUGAAGGUGUAGGGUCCUUUUUGGUUGGGCCUUUAUCAGAAAGAUAUGGUCGGAAAAUUGUCUACCAUAUCGGGAAUGUUAUCUUCAUUCUCUGCUCUGUUGCGUCAGCUCUGAGCGUCAAUGUCUCCAUGCUAGUGGCCUUCCGUUUUAUCAAUGGUAUGGCAGUCACCGUUCUCGCUCUUUCGCCAAGUAUCAUUGGAGACCUCUUCGUCCGUGAAGAAAGAGGUAGAGCGAUGGCUGUAGCCAUUUCAGUGCCCUUAAUCGGGCCUUGUGUCGCCCCGAUCGUGGGCGGAUACGUGGCGAGCGCCCUCGGAUGGCGAUGGACUAUUUGGUUGAUAGCGAUUGCGGUGGGAUGUGUAUCUCUAUUCUCUUUACUUGUUUUCAAGGAAACAUACAAGCCAAAGAUCCAGGGAAAGCAGUCUCAGGGGAGUCAAAACUCUGAACCAGGUAGUCCCUCUGCUCAGGAAAUCGUUCACAAUGGACCACCACAAGAGACGAAGCUUCAAAGCUUUCUGCGCCCAGUGCGCUUACUCUUCUCUUCGCCAGUCGUUCUAGUGACCUCACUGUUCACAUCUCUCGUUUACGGCUUCUCUUAUCUCAUCCUGACUACUCUGGCGGAGAUUAUGCAGGAGACGUACGGGUUUAGCUCAGGAUCUGCAGGACUGACCUUUCUCGGUCGAGCUAACGGGUAUUGUGGGAAAGCCAUUGGUAAUCUCAUUGGUCUAGGUCUGUACGGCCUUGUCUCUGAUCGCUAUCUAGAAUAUCGGCGACGCAAAGCUGGUGAUUCAAUUCCUGAAGACCGUCUCCCAUUAAUGAUUCUAGGGACCGCUUUAUUACCUGUUGGCCUCUUUCUCUACGGCUGGACAGCACAUUUCCACAUCCAGUGGAGUGUACCUCUGAUUGGAACGGGCAUUGUGGGGUUCAGCAUGUUGUUGACGAAACUGCCAACAGAUAAUUAUCUCGUGGAUGCAUUUGCACCACAAGGAACAUCUGCAUCAAUAUUAUCUGCAGAUGCCACACUGAAAGCCUUAUUUGGAGCGGUUUUCCCGUUGCUUGGUCCGUCUCUAUACAGGAAUUUGGGACUUGGAUGGGGGAACUCACUCUUGGCAUUUAUUGGAUUGGCGUUUCUACCACUUUUUAUCAUAUUGUGGCGGGAGGGCCAGGAGUUAAGAAAGCAAGGAUGGGGGUAUUUGAAGAUCAUGAUGAAACGAAGAUGA